CCCAGGCAGCCCUGGCAGCUGCCCAGGACGCACCGAAAGCGUUUGGUGUUGCAGCACUCUGAGGGUGGGGGGUGAGAGGGUGAGGGUGGGCAGGGGACUGAGCCAUGUCUGUGGACUCGCAAUGCCUCAACAGGUCAGCCAGCACGGGGACUUCCUACAGCAACACGAAGGAUGAUUUUCAGUUUGGGCUCCUGCGGUCCGCUCCUGGCACCAGACUCCCGGCUCGUGGGGCUCCAAGCCAGGCAGCAACGCAGCACAGCAGCCAACCGCCGAGUCCAGCUUCCUGUUUUUAUACAGCUCGCAGCCUGAACGACAUUCGUGAGUGUGUGAGGAAGCUCCGAGGCCAAAUGGUGGGCUUUGAAAAGCAGCCUCAGUUCCGCCUGCGGGUCGGGGGCCUGGAGGGCACCUUCUACGAAGGGCAGGAGGAGCUGAAGGAGUACUGUGAGGCGCUCUACCUGCCGCAGCCCACCAAGAUGGAGGUGGUGGGCACGGUGGAUGACGUGCCCUGUCUGGCCAUGGGGCAGCAGCUCAUCAUCCUCGUUGCUGAGAGCGGGGAGGUGUACGCUUACGAGGAGGACACGCUACACAAAGUUGCCAAGAAUAUGCAAGAAUUCACAAAGAUCGGGCUGCAGCGCCUGGGGAAAGAAGUCUACCACUGCGGAGAGCACAUAGAUUCACUGGAUGAGGCGGAGCGAGACAAAGACCCGAUAAUCCAGGAGCUGAGGCAGAGCGCUCAGCGGUUCCUUGAGGGAGGGAAGGAGGACUUCCAACGUCUCCUGGGCUUGCAGUAGAACAAACCUGUUGUUGCUUGUUGAAUCUGCGUGCGUGACAAGGAGUAGAACUAUUCCGCAUUCCCAAGUGUUUAAUCUGCCUUUCCUGUAAACAACUUCAGGGGCGGUGAUUCCUGCCCGUCCCUGGGCAGCCUGUGCCAACAGGUCAUAGUUGUUUCUGUGGAAUUCUUCCUCAUAUCCAGCCUGGAAUCGCUUCAGACCAUUAGUUCUCAUCCUAUUCUCAUCCUAUUCCUCUUACCUGGAAGCAGAACACAACUCUCACCUCACCACAAACUCCUUUCACAGAGUUGAAGAGACUGGUAAAAUCUCUCCUGAGCCUUUGCCAGAUUAAAUCUCAAUGGAUUUGCCCUUAAAAUUGCACUUUUAAAGGUUAAUCAUUGUGUAAGCCUGUGUCCUGAAGUGAGAUUCUUCUUGCACAAACACAAACUUGCUUUAAUCAAACAUUAAAGAUUUUAAAUAUA
Messenger RNA from Tympanuchus pallidicinctus (lesser prairie-chicken), 1252 nucleotides. RefSeq lists its product as uncharacterized. The coding region runs from base 105 to 791 and encodes 228 amino acids. The transcript is spliced from 3 exons. NCBI's taxonomy places the organism in Eukaryota, Metazoa, Chordata, Aves, Galliformes, Phasianidae. The record is from RefSeq and is a predicted model, not a curated record.